Messenger RNA from Striga hermonthica, 1236 nucleotides. The record is from the annotation of a GenBank genome assembly. Lineage: Eukaryota; Viridiplantae; Streptophyta; Magnoliopsida; Lamiales; Orobanchaceae.
AUGGCGUUCGGUUUACUCGUCUCCGCCGGCCGCUUUCCGAUCACCCCCAUUUGGAUAGGGAUGAAUGAGGAUAAGACCUCCACGGUUUUAGCCAUUUUUGCAAAAGGCAACCCUGCAUAUAUGGGUGGUGCUUCAGAAUCAGAAUCAUCGGAUCUGUCGGUGAUAUUGCCCCGAGUUCUCAUUGUCUCGAGGCGAUGCGUUCGCAAGAACAAAUUCGUCGAUUUCGUAGGCGAAUACCACCUCGAUCUGAUCGUGAGGUACGGCGCAGUCCCGGUGAUAGUCCCGCGCGUGAGCGGCGUCCACACCCUGGUGGACAGCUUCGGCCCCAUCCACGGAGUCCUGUUGUGCGAGGGAGAGGACAUCGACCCAUCCCUCUAUAAUAACAAUUCUUCCCAAGAUGGAGAUGCUAAUUCCCAUUCCCUCUCCCCGGAGGAGUUGGAUGAGAUCCGUCUCACCCACGCCUCGGACACUGCCCUCGACCGCGAGAAGGAUGCCAUAGAGCUGGCCCUCGCUAAGCUUUGCCUUGAGCGUAACAUCCCGUAUCUGGGCAUCUGCCGAGGCUCCCAGCUCCUGAAUGUGGCCUGUGGGGGUACCCUUUACCAGGAUGUAGACAAGGAGUUGUCGAGAGGAGCGGUGGCCCACAUCGACUACCAAAACUACGACGCCCACCGGCACCCGGUACGUCUCGUCCCCCACACACCACUGCACGACUGGUUCGGGAUGGAGGAGAUAUGGGUCAACAGCUAUCAUCAUCAGGGGGAGUUUGUCAAUGCGGUAAUUGCAUAUCACAAAAGGCUUAAUACAUCCGCCUCGAUUCCUACUGGUGUGCCCGUGCCCAACCCUAUAAGGCUUGAUGGGGAAAUGGAGAAGAAAAGAAAGGUUAUCGUCAGGAGCUUUUCGCUUGCACGAAAUAUUUAUCAACGUCCCCACACAAUUACUUCCUCUAAGCAAUCUCAACUUGAGGCUGGGGCAGAGUUUCUUGAGUCGAAUACAGCUCUGAGCCUGCAACAAGAAACCAGACUAAAGCAAAUGGGAGCUACUGUAAGGAACGCAUCUUCCUACUUGGAAAGGUUGAGAGUAAAGGAGGGGAGGGAGAAAUUAGCAAGAAACGUGAUGGGGAAUAUGACGGUCGAGCAGCUAUCGGAUCUCAUGUCUUUCUACAACAUGAUGGGCCAGAUAUGUUCUGAGGUCUUGGAUCGAAAACUUCAUGGGAUAGUCAAUGAGCUCACACCUUGA